Strongylus vulgaris is the source of this 480-nucleotide messenger RNA. The record is from the annotation of a GenBank genome assembly. Lineage: Eukaryota; Metazoa; Nematoda; Chromadorea; Rhabditida; Strongylidae.
ACUCUUAUUCGAUCUACGCAGACUAUAUUUCGUUUUUGAAAACAGUGUACGUUACGUUGUUUCCAUCACCCGUGUUUAUUCAUCUGCAUAUGGUCAGAAUUUGUUUCCAGCGAUCGGACAGUAUGCGGAAAACCAGCGUAUCUCCGCAGUUCGUAAAAUCUAUCAAAGAGGGAUUUCUACACCUAUGGUCAACAUAGAGUCAUUAUGGUCGGAUUAUUGUAAUUAUGAGAAGAAUAUCAACCCCACUCUUGCUGAGAAACUCAUAUCAGAAAGAAAUAAAGAAUAUCAAGUUUCUAAAAAAAUAGCGAAACAAUUGGAAACUGUUACACGCGGUGUUAAUAGACAGGCAGUGUCAGUACCUCCUCGUGGCACAGCGCCGGAGAUGAAGCAGGUUGAAAUGUGGAAGAAGUAUAUACAGUGGGAAAAAAGUAAUCCGAUGGAAACUGAGGAAUAUGGACAGUUUGCGAAACGGGGUUAGUU